AUCCACCGACAUGAAGUCGAUACUGAAUCAGCAACAAGGAGACAACUAAAUAGGCUUGAUUGCUUGCUGUUCACAUCUAAUUUAAAGUUCGUACUCAACUUUUCUCUUAUCAACCAAUUGAUCUCUCCCCAACCCCGGGAUUGUCAGAAGACAUGCCGCAAACCCUCUCACACCCGCCGCCGCAAGCCAGCCAAGCAGAAGCCCCCAACACCCGGCACGUCCUCAUCUACUUCAUAACGGGAAACCCGGGCCUAAUUGACUACUACGAGCCCUUCCUCUCGACCCUCCGCACCCUCCUAGACGGGCCACCCAGCACCACCACCACCACCACCACCACCCGCCCCACCGCUCUCCACAUCCACGGCCGCAACCUCGCCGGCUUCGACGACGACGACGACGACGACAACGCCGCCACAGAACCCCACCAACCCCCCCACGACCUAGAAUCCCAAAUCCAGCACGUCCUCUCCGCCCUCACCUCCCACACCGUCCCCACCCCGGGUCCCCGGCACAGCACCCCCUUCGACAACGUCAUCCUAAUAGGCCACUCAGUAGGCGCCUACAUCCUCCUAGAAACCUUCCACCGCCGUCCCCCGGGCCUCAACCUCACCUCCGGCAUCCUCCUCUUCCCAACCGUAACCCACAUCUCCCUCUCCCCCGCCGGCAGGCGCCUGACCCUCCUCACCUCCACCAUAGCUCCAACCCUCCUAACCCCAGCCCUGUCCCUCGCCCGCGCCGCCGCGUCCCUGGCCCCGGACGCGCUCCUGUCAUUCCUGCUCCAGGGCCCGCUGGGGGGUAGGCAAUCGCGGGCCGCGGCGGGCGUGACGGCGCGGUUCCUGCGCAGCCGGGGCGGGAUCCGGCAGGCCUUGCACCUCGGGGCGGACGAGAUGCGGGUCAUCGGGGAGGAGGUUUGGCCUGAGGAGUUGUGGGAGGUAGCGGGCGGGGAGGACGGGGAGGGGGAGAAGGAGGGGGUGCCCAAGUUCUUCUUUUACUUUGGGGAGAAGGACCAGUGGGUUGCUGAUGAAUGUCGGGAUCGGUUUAUUGAGAAGAGGAGGGAGCAUGCGAGUAGAGAGGGGGAGGGGAGGAGGCGUGGGAGGACGAGGAUCGUGGUGGAUGAGGAUGAUAUACCCCAUGCGUUUUGUAUCAAUCACAGUGAGAUGGUGGCCGAGAAGGUCAAGCUGUGGAUUGACGAGAUUGUUGAGAGCUUAUAGAUGAGUAGUAGGCUUUUGCUUACCUCUACUCAGGGGGGUUGUGCUAUAGAGGAGUUGGGAUGAUGCUAGGAUAUACAGGCAUGUUUUAGGACUCGUCACUUGUUAGCCAAGGUGUAUAUAUCUAGUAAUAGUUCUAUGCGGCUCAGCAAGGCGUAAUUCCAUGAAUAGCACGAAAUAGAAGAUAAAGGCAGAAGGUCAAGAAUAUAGCUCAGAAGGGUACCAUGACUUGAACCCGCAUGCUUCACAGCGCGCUGCGAAUCCAGAG
Molecule: messenger RNA, 1476 nt
Organism: Phialemonium atrogriseum
Lineage: Eukaryota; Fungi; Ascomycota; Sordariomycetes; Cephalothecales; Cephalothecaceae
Exons: 3
Coding region: 153-1211 (352 amino acids)
Biological process (GO): lipid storage
Cellular component (GO): lipid droplet
Molecular function (GO): lipase activity
Source: RefSeq, a predicted model, not a curated record